AUGACCCCUGUCCCAAGUACCUCUAUCCAUGCCUUGACAACUACUCCACCUACUCCCUCAGACCUCCAGCCAGGUCAGGAGCUGGUGGGCAUCGUUGGGGGCUGCCCUGUCUCAGCCAGGAGGUUCCCAUGGCAAGUCAGCCUGCGGUUCUACAGCCAGAACAGCCUCCGGUGGGAGCACUUCUGCGGGGGCUCGCUCAUCCACCCACAGUGGGUGCUGACUGCUGCCCACUGUCUUGAGCCGGAGGAGCUGGAGGCCUGUGCCUUCAGGGUCCAGGUUGGGCAGCUGAGGCUCUAUGAAGAUGACCGACUGGUGAAGGUGACUCAGAUCAUUCGCCACCCCAAAUACAAUGAGAGCCUGUCUGCUGAGGGAGGUGGGGACAUCGCCCUGCUGAGACUGAAUGCCCCUGUGGCACUGUCAGAGGACAUCUACCCUGUCUCCCUCCCUGAUGCCUCCCUGAGGGUCUCCAUGAGAAAGACCUGCUGGGUGACCGGCUGGGGUGACAUCAGAUUUAGAGAGCCCCUUCCCCAGCCCUUCAACUUGCAGGAGGUGGAGGUAAAGGUCAAGAGUAGAAGGAACUGUGAGCAGCUCUAUCGCCAUAAUUUCUCGGGACACACUGGCCAGUUCAUUAAGGAUGACAUGCUGUGUGCUGGGAACCAGAACUAUGGUCCUUGCUCGGGUGACUCCGGAGGCCCCCUGGUCUGCAUGUGGAACUGCACUUGGGUGCAGGUGGGUGUGGUGAGCUGGGGUGACAUCUGUGGUCAUUGUGCCCUCCCUGGCGUAUACACUUCUGUGAUGAGCUACGUGUCCUGGAUCUACCACUAUGUUCCCAAAUUCCUGGGCCCUAUGUGGGGCUAAGGUGGAAUCCUCCUAGUGGGAGAGACCCCCAAUCUUCCUUGGUACCUCUUCAGGGCCUUCCACAUCCUAACCUCACUGCUCAAAGCCCUGCAAUUUUCCCUACCCCCCAGCCCCCAGCCUGUUGCCUCAUCCCUUCAGGAAGAGGCAGGGAAGAUCCUAAAGGUUCUCAUCACCCUGAAAGGGGGUGUGCAUUGAAUGGGUGUGGAGAGCCAGGAUCCACUCCUUCUGCUCACUCUUUGGAGCUCAUUAAAUCUUACAAAGCA
Molecule: messenger RNA, 1121 nt
Organism: Cavia porcellus (domestic guinea pig)
Lineage: Eukaryota; Metazoa; Chordata; Mammalia; Rodentia; Caviidae
Product: mastin-like
Exons: 5
Coding region: 1-858 (285 amino acids)
Biological process (GO): proteolysis
Molecular function (GO): serine-type endopeptidase activity
Source: RefSeq, a predicted model, not a curated record